Ilex paraguariensis (yerba mate) is the source of this 308-nucleotide messenger RNA. NCBI's taxonomy places the organism in Eukaryota, Viridiplantae, Streptophyta, Magnoliopsida, Aquifoliales, Aquifoliaceae. The record is from the annotation of a GenBank genome assembly.
AAGGGACUAGAUCUCAAGAAGUAUGGAUGAGAUCUAGGAGAAAGCUUCGACAGGCAAGAAGUUGCUGUGCUAGAAGUACCACAAUUGGUGGGAGCAAUGAACGUCAAUAUGGUCAGUUGGCUAGUCGAACGAGUGAGGGAGAACAUAUCAAAGUCUCCAGUCAUUUCGGAUCAAGAAACCACUCCAGUCGAGACGCGAUUCGUACGAAAUAUGCAAGACUUGAUUUUCCCUAUUUUGAUGGCGACAACCCGAAAGGUUUGAUCUAUCGAUGCAAACAAUUCUUCAGUUUCAACAAUAUUACAGAAUAA